Molecule: messenger RNA, 216 nt
Organism: Penicillium crustosum
Lineage: Eukaryota; Fungi; Ascomycota; Eurotiomycetes; Eurotiales; Aspergillaceae
Exons: 1
Coding region: 1-216 (71 amino acids)
Source: RefSeq, a predicted model, not a curated record
AUGUCCCCAGAAUCCCACAGUGAAAGCCUUGGUGACAGUGAAUUUGGAAAUGGAAACAAGUCGCGGAAACUUAACAUGUCAUACUCUUGGCUAGAAAAAGCAUUGUCUCGCGGUUCAAAGAUUGUUGUCGUAUUUUGGACUCGACCACUGUUGCGUGAAGUUCGCAGUUUGUUGAUUGCGUUCAAUACCACUGUUGCCCCGGGAAGUCUUGCUUGA